Elephantulus edwardii (Cape elephant shrew) is the source of this 3816-nucleotide messenger RNA. It is a transcript of the gene ADAR, whose product is annotated as adenosine deaminase, RNA-specific. The record is from RefSeq and is a predicted model, not a curated record. Lineage: Eukaryota; Metazoa; Chordata; Mammalia; Macroscelidea; Macroscelididae. The transcript is spliced from 17 exons. Gene Ontology annotation, cellular component: nucleolus; cytoplasm. Gene Ontology annotation, molecular function: tRNA-specific adenosine deaminase activity; double-stranded RNA adenosine deaminase activity; double-stranded RNA binding. Gene Ontology annotation, biological process: adenosine to inosine editing; RNA processing. Bases 1 to 3816 code for a protein of 1271 amino acids.
AUGUCCCACUCCAUUGGACCCCUGGAAAUUUCUGAGGUCAAAGGAAACGAAAGUGAAAUUGAACUGGAGCCAUUUUCAAGAGUCUCGGAGCGGCUUCCUGGGCCUGUCCAAGGAGAUAUUUCCUGUCCGAAUCCCCCGCGGUCCCGCUGCUUGCUCGAAACCGCGGUGGGAAGUCGACCGAGUGGGGAGUCUCCUGGCGGUUUGCACGGGCGGUUUGCACGGGGAACCCUGGGAGAGGGGGAUUGUGCUGCUGGCCGGAGGGCGAGAAAUGCCUCCAGCACCGUGAUGGACCAGUGGCAGGUGAGGCUGGGACAGGGGGGUUCCCUCAACAGUUAUUUCUUCCAUCCAAUUCAAGGCUAUGACUACAGUGAGCUCAGACACCAAAAGUCAGGCCCAGGAUCUUCCCUGAAUAGUUUCCAGCUCCAGCAAAUAGAGUUUCUCCAGGGACGACUUCCGGAAGUGCCCUUGACUAGAAAGCAGACACCGUCACCACCAUUCUUCCCUGGACUCCAGCCAAGAGACCGGCAGCUGCAGACCUGGGAUACUCCCAGGGUUGUGUCUCCCAGAAGUCAGGGGCUUCAUAGAGGCUUCCAGCAGCCAGCGAGGUGGAUUCGGCCAUGGAGAGGUGUUGAUCGGCUUGACUCACAUUUUCAGGAACUGAGCAUCAGCCAAGGGCCAGAACAAAGGAUCUUAGCUCUCUUGGAGGAAGGAAAGACCGUCACAGCUUGUGAGCUGUCUAAAAAACUUGGAAAGCCAAAGAAAGACAUCAAUCGAGUUUUAUACUCCUUGGAAAAGAGGGGUAGGGUGUAUCGACAGGUAGGAACACCCCCUUUGUGGAGCACUGUAAUCUCAUUUCCGGCUGGGAACCAGCACAGCAAAGUUGUGAGACCUGACAAUCGUAGUCCAGCCCCUCCACAUUCAGACUCCAGUUUGGAAACUGAAGACAGAAACUUCUUAUCUCGUUUGGAAGCUGAACAUAGAAACCUCACAUCUGGCUUAGAAGCUAAAGACAGAGACUCCGUAUCUGACAGAGACCCUGAAUCUGGCUUAGAAAUAGAAGACUCAUCUGGCUUGGAAUAUCCUCUUGAUCCUUCUGACAUGGCUGAGAUCAAAGAGAAAAUCUGCAACUAUCUGUUCAAUGUGGCCAACUCCUCUGCCCUAAAUUUAGCUAAAAAUAUUGGCCUCACCAAGGCCCGAGAUGUCAAUACCAUACUGAUUGACUUGGAAAGGCAGGGGGAUGUCUACAGACUGGGAGCAACCCCUCCCAUAUGGUAUCUGACUGACAAGAAACGAGAAAGGAUGCAGCUCAAGAGAAGUACAUACAGCGUCCCUGAACCCUCUGCUGCGGCUACCUCUGAGGCCCAAAGAAAUGUCGCUGUCCCUGCUAGUAACUUACCUGCUGCAGGUGCUUCAGACAACGCGGCCUCCAUGGGGAAAGUACCAAAUGGACCGGAGCCCGUCGUAAAGUUAGAAAACAGGCAGGAAGCCACACCAGCGCCAGUCAAGGUGAAACCACCUGUUCGCGACAGUGGCCCCUCAAGAACAGGGUAUGUUGACUUUGAAAAUGGCCAGUGGGCCACAGAUGACAUCCCAGAUGAUUUGAAUAGUAUCCACGCUGCACCAGGUGAGUUUCGAGCCAUCAUGGAGAUGCCCUCCUUCUACAACCAUGGCUUGCCACGGUGUUCGCCCUACAAGAAACUGACUGAGUGCCAGCUCAAGAACCCCGUCAGCGGGCUGUUAGAGUAUGCACAGUUCACUAGUCAGAGCUGUGAGUUCAAGCUGGUAGAGCAGAGCGGACCGCCCCAUGAACCUCGAUUUAAAUUUCAAGUUGUCAUCAGUGGCCGAGAAUUCCCCCCAGCGGAAGCUGGCAGCAAGAAAGUGGCGAAACAGGAUGCAGCUAUGAAGGCCAUGACCAUUCUGCUUGAGGAAGGUAAAGCCAAGGACAGUGGGAAAUCCGAGGAACCAAGCCAAAGUUCCCCAGAGAAAGAACCUGAAAAGACUGCUGAAACCCAGCCCACUACCACUUCAUCGAUAUCUCUUAUUUCUGGAAAGAGCCCAGUCACUACACUGCUUGAAUGUGUGCACAAGUUGGGGAGCUCUUGUGAAUUCCGCCUCCUGUCCAGGGAAGGCCCUGCCCAUGAACCCAAAUACCAGUACUGUGUUGCAGUGGGACCCCAUACUUUCCCUACUGUCAGUGCUCCCAGCAAAAAAGUGGCAAAGCAGAUGGCUGCAGAGGAAGCCAUGAAGGCCCUCCAGGAGGAGGCUGCCAACUCCACAUCUUCUGAUGAGCAGGCCGAGGGUACAAACUCAGAAUCACCUGACAACUCAGAAGAAGCUGGAGCACCCAAGGUCAGAAGAGUCUGUGAGCUCGUCAGAUACUUGAACACCAACCCUGUGGGCGGCCUGUUAGAAUACGCCCGCUCUCACGGCUUUGCUGCCGAGUUCAAGUUGGUUGACCAGUCUGGACCACCUCAUGAGCCCAAGUUUGUUUAUCAAGCAAAAGUUGGGGGUCGCUGGUUCCCAGCCGUCUGUGCCCACAGCAAGAAGCAAGGCAAGCAGGAAGCAGCAGAUGCGGCCCUCCGCGUCUUGAUUGGGGAGAAUGAGAAGGCAGAACGCAUGGGUUUCACAGAGCUUCCCCUCACUGGCAGCACCUUCCAUGACCAGAUAGCCAUGCUGAGCCACCGGUGCUUCAACGCACUCACCAACAGCUUCCAGCCCUCCUUGCUUGGCCGGAAGAUCCUGGCUGCCAUUAUCAUGAAGAAAGACUCUGAAGACUUGGGCGUUGUGGUCAGCUUGGGCACAGGGAAUCGCUGUGUGAAAGGAGAUUCUCUGAGUCUGAAGGGAGAAACUGUCAAUGACUGCCAUGCAGAAAUCAUAUCCCGGAGAGGCUUCAUCCGGUUCCUCUACAGCGAGUUGAUGAAAUUCAACCCCCAGACUGCAAAGGAUAGUAUAUUUGAGCUUGCUAGGGGAGGAGAAAAACUCCAAAUAAAAAAGACGGUGUCAUUCCAUCUCUAUAUCAGCACGGCCCCGUGUGGAGAUGGUGCCCUCUUUGACAAGUCCUGUAGUGACCGCGCUGUGGAGACCACGGAGUCUCGUCACUACCCUGUCUUUGAGAACCCCAAACAAGGCAAGCUCCGCACCAAAGUGGAGAAUGGGGAGGGCACAAUCCCGGUAGAGUCCAGUGACAUCGUGCCUACAUGGGAUGGCAUUCGGCUCGGGGAGCGACUCCGUACCAUGUCCUGUAGUGACAAAAUCCUCCGCUGGAACAUACUCGGCCUGCAAGGGGCACUGCUGACCCACUUCCUGCAGCCUGUGUACCUCAAAUCCGUCACGCUGGGUUACCUUUUCAGUCAAGGGCAUCUUACCCGUGCCAUUUGCUGCCGUAUGACACGAGAUGGGAAGACAUUUGAAGAUGGAUUACGAUACCCCUUUACUGUCAACCACCCCAAGGUUGGCCGAGUCAGUGUGUAUGAUUCCAAAAGGCAGUCCGGGAAGACCAAGGAGACAAGCGUCAACUGGUGUUUGGCUGAUGGCUACGACCUGGAGAUCCUGGAUGGGACCAGAGGCACCGUGGAUGGGCCACGGAAUGAAUUAUCACGGGUCUCCAAAAAGAAUAUUUUUCUUCUAUUUAAGAAGCUCUGCUCCUUCCGUUACCGCAGGGACCUACUAAAACUCUCCUAUGGUGAGGCCAAGAAAGCUGCCCGUGAAUACGAAUUAGCCAAGAACUACUUCAAAAAAAGCCUGAAGGACAUGGGCUAUGGGAAUUGGAUAAGCAAACCCCAGGAGGAAAAGAACUUUUAUCUCUGCCCAGUGUAG